AUGAAGUCCUUUUUCUAUGCCAUAGUGGCUCUCGUUAUUGUUGCAACAAUUGCGGCUAGGUCUUCGGAUAGAAAUCGUCUCUUGCGUCGUCUUAAAUUCACUUCACUCAAUCAUAUCGGCAGGUCAAAUGAACGCAGAAAUAUGAUCAAUAAUGCUCGAUUCUAUUUUAACGCACGUGAAACAUCUGCACCUAAAACACGAUGUGGUGAAAUACUGGUAGAUACAAUAAUUCGAGACGCAGAUACAUAUGACAGAAAUCCAUUGUUCUUAACAACAGACACAGCUGAAGAUUGUGGCAAUCAUUGUGAAUCAUUGCCAAAUUGUGUCGCAUGGACUUAUCAUGUCGCUACUCUUGAUUGUUAUCCCAUGGUUCAUAUACAAGAAACGCCUGGAACUUAUAUUGGCUAUAAAUCAGGAUUUUGCAAUGGAAAAUCAGCAAAGCAAGAAGCAGAGUGUACAGAAGUUGUGCACGAUCAAUCAUUUAUUCAUCGUGUAGGAAAUCUUGAAACUGUUGGCUAUUACAAAUACCAAAAAGUUUUAGACACAGCCGAAAAAUGUCGAGACUAUUGUAAUUCAAUACCGGAAUGUCUUGCCUGGUUGUAUGAUGAUACUACACAUGUUUGCCAUCCCGAAACAACUGUAAAACCAUUAGCAAGACAGUCGACUGGUUCAACAUCUGGAUUUUGUAAUAGACAGCCAGCUGUACCAACCGCAAGACGAUGUAGUGAAACGAUCGUAGAUAAAAAAAUUGAAGAUGCCGAUACAUAUGAAAAUGGGAAUCCAUUAUUUUUAACAACUGAUACAGCUGAAGAGUGUGGGAAUCGCUGUGAAUUAUUGGCAAACUGUGUGGCAUGGACUUAUCGUAGCGCUACUCUUGAUUGUAAUCCAAUGGUCCAUGUGAAAGAAGAGCCAGUACCUUAUAGUGGUUAUAAAUCAGCAUUUUGCAAAAUAAAACCAGCAAAACAAGAAGAAGCAUGUACCGAAGUUGUGCAGGAUCAAAUAAUGCUAUAUCGAGGAAAGUAUGACGACAAUGAUUUUGCUAAAUAUGCGAAAACUUUGAACACGGCAGAAGAAUGCAGAGAUUAUUGUAAUUCAACACCGGAAUGUCUGGCCUGGAUGCAUGAACAUCUCGAUAACACGUGCUCUCUAAAAACAGCUGUCAAACCAGAUGCAGAAUAUGCGCGCUACUACACAUCAGGAUUUUGUAAUAGAAAACCAACAAUAAUAUUAGCAGCAUGCUCAAAAAUUGUGCACGAUCGAACUUUAGCAUAUCGAGAGGGCUCCGACGAGGCUGAUAUUAAAAAAUACCGUAAAGUUUUAAACACAACUGAAGAAUGCAGAGACUAUUGUAACUCAAUAUCGGAAUGUCUGGCCUGGGAGUAUAAUGAUGUCGGUCACGAUUGUGACCUGAAAACAGUGGUGAAACCAGAGGCACAAUAUUUUCCUGGUGCUAUAUCAGGAUUUUGUAAUAGAAAACCAGCAACAUAA
Adineta ricciae is the source of this 1488-nucleotide messenger RNA. The record is from the annotation of a GenBank genome assembly. Lineage: Eukaryota; Metazoa; Rotifera; Eurotatoria; Adinetida; Adinetidae.